Messenger RNA from Epinephelus lanceolatus (giant grouper), 10002 nucleotides. NCBI's taxonomy places the organism in Eukaryota, Metazoa, Chordata, Actinopteri, Perciformes, Serranidae. The record is from RefSeq and is a predicted model, not a curated record.
AACCAGCAGGCGGCUCCGCGCUCGCGCUCGCCUCCUCGGUUGUUAAGGCACAAGUAGUCUGUGACUUCUCCUCGUUGCGGCUGGACGGUGACAGCUAAGGUCGGCUCGCGCUCACUUGUCGGAUUGAGCUCGGAUUUUCGCUUCUUUUGGAUUUCUAUGUUUGGGUUAGCGGUGACGGACUCUCAGCGGCUUAUUGCUUUCACUAGAGUAAAGGGACAGAGAGUGGUUGCAGGUGUAGACAGGUCAUCUAUUCGCCUCCUAAUGAUGAUGGAUGGCAGGACUGCAGAGAGCGAGAACAGAGAGAAAAGUGGAGCGAUGCAGGGAGAUAAAGAAAUUGCAGAGUACUGAACCCUGCCUGCUCUGACGCCGUGACUCCAGACAGACACACUGGCUGACAGACGCUGAAAAAGAAGUGGGAAGAUUGGAGGACAGAGGGAGAAGCACAACCUCUCGUAAAGCGGUGGUCAGAGUGACAGAGGAGCACAUGAGGAGCGGAAACGGCGUGACAGCAACAUCCUGACUGGUAACCUCGCUUCUGCACCCCCACCACGCACCCAGCAACUCCAGGAGCGGGGCGUCAGAAGGAAGGAAACGUGUGACCACUCCUCCUGCAGGCAUGAGGUCCUUCCGUUCCUUCAGUAACGAUGACCGCCACGUCAUGGCGAAACACUCCACCAUCUACCCCUCCUCUAAUGAGCUGGAAGCGGUUCAGACACUGGUGUCCACUGUCGAGUGCGCCCUCAAACACGUCUCAGAUUGGCUGGAUCAGAGCAGCAGCGAUAUCAACAGCCAGGUCGACAGCCAACCAGCAGACAGCACAGAGGAGGAUGAUCCUGGUGAUGACCCCAGCAAUGAAACUGAGGAUUCCAGUGACAGCUAUAGAGAGCCCAGCAGCGGUGGCGUGCUGUGUGGAGUGAUGAGGAUCGGCCUGGUGGCCAAAGGCCUCCUGAUCAAAGGCGACAUGGACCUGGAGCUGGUGCUGAUGUGCAGAGACAAACCCACACAGACACUGCUGGACACUGUCUGUCACAAUUUACCCACACAGAUAGAGAAGCUGACAGAGGAGAAAUAUGAGGUCACGAGCUCCUUGCCUGAGGCGGCCAUCUUGGUACGAACUACAACAGAGCCCAAACUCACGCUGACGAUUACCCUCACCUCGCCAGCCAUGAGGGAAGAUGAGGAGGAAGAGGAGGAGGAGGAGGAGGAAGAGGAGGAGUUGGAGAAUGGCGAGGAAGGGCAGGAGGAGGAGGAGGAAUUGGAGGAUGAAAAGGAGGAGCAGGAGAGGAAGAAUGGGCGAGUGUUGGGUGCUGCUGCGCAGAGAGUGGAGGCUGAGGAGGAGGAGGGGGAGGUGCUGGAUAGACACAGAUGUCUGUUGGCCCUGGCAGCGCUGCGACACGCCAAGUGGUUCCAGGCUCGAGUGAACGGGCUCAAGUCCUGCGUUAUCGUUCUCAGGAUACUUAGAGACAUGUGCAAUAGACACCCCGUCUGGGAACCUCUCAAGGGAUGGCCUUUGGAGCUCAUCUGUGAGAAGGCAAUCGCCACCUGCAACAGACCUCUCGGGGCAGGAGAAGCCCUGCGUCGAGUCAUGGAGUGUCUGGCCUCAGGCAUACUGCUACCAGGUGGUCCAGGUUUACACGACCCAUGUGAGAAAGAGCCAACAAACACACUAGCCAACAUGACCGAUCAGCAGGCUGAGGCCAUUACCUACCGCGCACAGCAUGCUCUCAGACUCAUGGCGUUCGGACAGAUCUACAAGGUGUUGGAGAUGGAGCCUCUUCCCUCAAAUAAACCCUCGCAGAAAUACCCGUGGUCUGAUAAAGAAGGCUUAGGUCUCAAGAGGCCAUAUGAGGACGGAGGGAUGGAUGACAAGGACCUCAUCAAGAAGAUGAAGAGGAAUCUGAGGAAAGUCCUAGACAGUAAAGCCAUAGACUCCAACCAGCCAAUGAACGCCCUGAUGCGGUUGAACCAGAUCCGGCCGGGGCUGCAGUAUCGCCUGCUGUCCCAGUCGGGCCCGGUUCACGCUCCGGUCUUCACCAUGUCCGUGGAUCUGGAUGGAACCAUUUACGAAGCAUCUGGGUCCUCCAAGAAGACCGCCAAGCUCCACGUCGCUGUCAAGGUUCUCCAGGCAAUGGGCUACCCAACAGGUUUCGACUCAGACCUGGACCCCAUGAGUUCAGACGAGAAGUCGGAUGGUGAGGGGAAGAGUGAGACGUCAUCGCACACUAGCAAUAACCCAACACACUCCUCGGACAGUUCCAACACACUGGAGGUGCGAACUCAGGGUCCCAUACUGACGGCAAGUGGAAAGAACCCCGUCAUGGAGCUAAACGAAAAGAGACGAGGCCUCAAAUAUGAACUCAUCUCUGAAAGCGGAGGCAGCCACGACAAACGCUUUGUUAUGGAGGUGGAGGUCGAUGGGCAGAAGUUUCGCGGGGCAGGCCCCAACAAAAAAGUAGCAAAGGCCAGUGCCGCUCUAGCAGCUCUGGAAAAACUCUUCUCUGGUCCCAACGCAGCUGCAAACAAGAAGAAGAAGAUAUUGCCUCAGUCUAAAGGAGCCCUGGCCGCGGCAGCAGCAGCCUCAGCAGUAGCAGCUCAGGUAGCCAGAGGAAGAGGAAGAGCAGCACUCGCGAGAGGAGCCUUCGUCAGUGCAGCCGCACCUGGAUAUGUCACACCAGGCUUUGGGACACCGUAUGGCUACAGCCCUGCUGCAGCAGCUGCUCCUGCGUACGGUGGUCUUUUCAUUGACAAUCCCUUCUACCAGCCGAGGACCAUCGCUCCUUUUAUCAUUCAUCUGGGUCCCCAGGAUCUCUUCUCUGACUUCUAGAGGCAGCAGGUUAUCGGAUACACUCCCCACACUUACCUGUCUGUAUACGCAGGACACCUGUUUUUCUGUCCGUCAAAGUGGACUGCCUUUCUAUCCAGGUGAUGGACUCACAGAUCCAAAACUGUUUUCGUUUGAUCAGUCCGCCAGGGGGAAAAAAACUUUCUGCCCAACAGCAGCAGCAACUAUGUGACAUACUGACAGAGAGGCUCAGAGCUCCUCUCUGUGUAUCCUCCUCUCUCUCCCCCCAGAUUAUCACUUCAGAGGAGAGUAACUUUACACGAAGCAAUACUCGGAUUUUACGAGAUACGUUCAGCUGCGACUGUGCGAGGCUGGGCUGAACUUCUUUCUUAUAGCAAUACACCAGAACUCCUCUCUGCGAGCUUACUUACUUGAGAAGAUGUGAAUGUCCGACGGAGUUUUACCCAACACAGCAUUGCAAUAGCUCAUUCUGAUUGUAUAUUCAUUGUAUGUGUGUGUACGUGUGGCUAUAACAUGACUAUAUACACAUAUAUGUAUGGUGUAUGUUUCUAUAACAAUGUGUUGACAAUAAUAUUACUAUAUGAUGAUGUAUUUAUGUAAAUAUUCUAUAAAAUAUAACUAUUGUUGGUAUAAAUUAUUUUAGAAUUAUAAAGUGAAAUGUAACUGUAAUAUCACGGUAUAGCUUUCUUCCAAUUUUAUAUACACUGAGCAAUUGAAGCUAGUUCUAGGAGAUGCAAUAUUAUCUUUGGUAUUCCUAUUAACCUGUGCUGUUAGAAUAAUAAUGCUUCCUUCUUUCCUUCCUUCAAACUUUUCCUCUAUCUUUGAUGUCUUUCUGAGCCUUUCUGAGCACGCUCUCUGCUGCCCGAGGUUUGUUUACGUGGCCCGGACCAGAGGUGCUCGCUACUACUGAACACACUCAUCACCUAAUCACACCUGCACACACACACACACACAAACACACACACUUUUCCUGUCAGAAAGCACAUUUUCUAUAGUCUCACUGCUGGCAGGGAAUACUGUUGUUACAAAUACAGUACUGUAUGUGUAUAGUAUGUGUAUACUCUGAUGUACGUGCUGCUCCAUUUACCAUUCACUCAUGUUAGCGGACUCACCCAUCAACACUCGGAACAAUCUUCAGCUCUGUCCCGCUCGCCUUAGGGACCAAAAGCACAGCUCACUCACACGCAUUACUUUACACUCACACAUUCACACACCCUUCCCUCCACCCUCCUAUGGCAAUCCUCUACUGUACAGACGUGAAGCUGCAGGUGACAGAUAUUAGUUGAUUGUCAAGAGCCUUCCUAGACAAAGGGAAAGACAGCACCAACUAACUAAUGAAAGGUAUAGCCCAGGAAAAAUCUCCAAAAUUGGGACACUAAAUUGGAUGUCAUGUCCCUUUCUUGGGAAGCUUGGCACAUUUCAGUGGCUGGUGAUGUCACCUAAAGGUUUUUUGAGGAAUGGGGUUUAACCUUUGGUUGCCUUUGCCGAUCACUGAAGCCAGGAAAUUGGAGCAAAAGAAACCUGGCUGGAGCUGAAGUGGACUGAGGAAGUUUCAGUUAGGGUUGCACCGAUCCAGAGUGCCUGAGUAUUGGCAGCAUCAAUCUUGAAUUUAAAACAAUUCUAGUAAGUUCCACACAUUGAGGAUUACAGAUUUGACAUUUAGAAAAAAGACUCGUAUCGGAUUGGUACUUGGUGUUGGCAGAUACCAAUAGAUUGUGUUAAAGAAUGGACGUAGCUACCAUUUUGUCACUCAGUGGAUUGUGGGCUGCCACUUUGAAGUAGUUUGGCCGUUGCCAUCUUGCUUUUAUGGAGCCAGAAGUUACUAUAUUGGAAUGUCUUAAGUGCUGUAUUGAAGGCAACUGGACUUGCUUGAGUUUCUUGAAGAUGUUUCACCUCUCAUCCAAGUGGCUUCUUCAGUUCUGGAGUUCUUCAAAACUCCAGAACUGAGCACUUAAGAUUAUCAUGACUUGGAUGACUGAAAAUCUUGAUGAAUAUAUAUUUGGACAAGAGAGUGGAGCUUAAGAGCAGCAUGGGGGGGAUCUGACUCAUAGACCUUGGUGACACCUGUCACUUAAGUGGCCAUGCCCUUAACUAUGUGUAACAUCAAGCCUUGCGAAAAUUAGCUAUAGAAACCAAAACCAUUUAUUGUAUCAGGCUGAAAACAUGUUUAUUUCCGCUGUGGAGUUGGACAUUUUAACACUGGAGUCUAUGGGGAUUGACUCGCUUCUGGAGCCAGCCUCAAGUGGCCAUUCAAGGAACUGCAGUUUUUGGCAGUAAAGCGUCAGCUUCAUUUUUCAGACCCUGAGUUGAGGUUUUGGCAUUGGGAGAGAAAAAGUUGGAUCGGUCAUCAUGCAAACACAACACAAAACUUCUCUGUAAGGCUAAAUAUGCUGUCAAUAGAACAGUGAUUCUGGACAUUUCCACUGCAACACAUAUUUGAGGAAGCAAAAUUAUCUUUGGAGAUUGAAAAGUAUAUUUACUUUGUAUUUUGAGAUGAAGAUCAGAUCUUUUUAAAGAUUUUAAGCCUCCUUAUGCAGUUUGCAUGUGAAGGCACCUCUGCACUGGCCUCAGCUGUCAGCCAGUGAGGAAACUGGAGUCUGGUCAUCAUUUUUAGACUCAAAAUAGAUGUAUAUUGCUUUGUAGUAGUUGACUGUAUAGUACUAGUGUUGUGGGUUUAAUGCUGCUAUAGCCCUCAUUGAAUUAAUGCAGGUAGUAAUUAGACUGAGAGAUGAGAUAUCCCAUUAAACUGGAAAGUGCUUUGUGCAUAACAAUGUGUUGGGUCUAAUUUUGGGGUAUUGUUGGAGCCAAACAGGUGUCACAACACACUGAGAUAGCAGUCAAAGCAUACGCACAGUACUCACUCAGCGCUGUGUGGGAUUUUUGCAAAUUUCUGUGGUGCUUACAUGCCGCUGAAAGCUCUUCAUCAGUUUUUAUUUUUUAUUUUUAGCCCUUAAUAGAGACAAGGUGUCAGUCAGCAGAGGCAAAAAUUGAACAGAAUGUGCAUCAAAAGGCUUUGAUUCUCCUCACGCUAGCCUUGAUCUGGGCGCCAGUUUGAUCUUGCGUGUUUGUGUCUGCUUUGAUUCAACAAAAAGCACGUCUGAGAAUGAGAAAAUAGACUCGCUAAGGUCUAUUUUUUAAGACAAUAAGUCAGAUUUGCGUUAGAUUUUGUGACACCGCUGUGCUGACAGCGAAGAUAAUUUGACAAGGUUACUGAAGAUGGGAUAAAAUGUGCCAUCAAGCUGUGAUUGGCAGAUUGGAGGUUAACUGGAGGAUAUCCUGCGCUUCCUCCUCUUGUGCUUUGUGUGUUGGAGCGGUGGGGUCAAGCACACAAGCUCUCUGUGAUUUAUGUUUGAACAGUUGGUUCCUCAAAACAACUGGACUCAUCCACACAGGGUGCUGUAUGCGAGUCCACUGUGGUAGCCACUGAACUCCUCACAACAAAUUUCUUUUGCUAUUCCAAGCAUUUCCCAUCAAAUCAAAUACCACCUUUGGUCGUCUCAUCUCACUGCAGAGAAGGACUGCUUUGCCAUGACUUUUCAUUCUCGUGUGGAAUUCACGUGGAGGUGAAAAACUUGGAGCUUUGCUGUGUGGAAAUUUCCCCUCUGCCCUCUCUCCCUCUGUCUUUCUCUCUCUGCCCCCGUCCUCUCCGUCCAGAUGGCCCACAUUAAUAAGGCAGACAGUCAUACCUCAGUGAGCAACCUUUUCAUUUCCCCUCAGACUGAACAGACACACAGGAGGAGUCACCCUGACUACUGACCCUGUCCUCUUGGUCUGCUGGCUGGACGACAGCGUUCAAAGGAAGGGUGGUGGAGUGAGAGCUCAGGGAUACGCGCUCGGUCUGGCACAGGCAGUCUGGUGGGACUGUAGAGGUUGGGGAGUUGUUGACUUCUAGUUAGGAUGAGGUCUCUCGUGUGUGUAUCUUGUUAGGCUUUACAGCGAGAUGUGAGGGGAAAUAACAGUUUACUGCUAUCUGAAAGCCCCUCCUGGUUUGACUAAAAAGGAAUAUUCAAAGUAUCCAUGUUGUUUGUUGUCUCAUAGGGAUUAAUGCAGGGAAAAAAAGAAAAAUAUAUCUUAUAUUCUUGUUCUUGAUUUAGGAAGAUAUAUUGGCAGAAAUGGAUUAUUGUUGUUUUCUUAAGUAUAUAAUCACCUCAACAUAAGAAUAAUAAUAUUUUUGUUACCUUUUGUUACCGCUGGGAGCAGGUCCUUGUUUAUGGAGUUGGCCAUAUUGCACAUGUCAUGUCAUGUUUCUACAGUAGCCCAGAAUGGACAAAAGUUAUCAGAGAAAAACAGUGAGCACACGUUAGCAGGUGCUGGGUUAGCAGCUCUUUGACAAGCCUAACUACAUCAGACAAAUGCUGAUUUGAAUGUGAAAUUGCUUGGUUCAGUGUUUUUACUGUUUUAAAUCACAUGCUCUGUUUGUGCUGGAGAGGAAAAGACCUCUGUGGAUAAUUCGGCUACUGGUAAAGAUCUCUCGAACAUCUGGUUUUUAAGUUAGCAGAGAGAAGCGGUGAGCACACGUUAGCAGGUGCUAGGCUAGCGGCUCUCCUGGGACAAGCCUAACAGGAUUGGAGAAACACUGAUUUGACCAUGAAACUGCUUUGAUCAGUGUUUUAAUCACCUGGUUUGUUUGUUUUGGAGAGGAAUAGACCUCUGCGGAUAAUUCGGCUCCCGGUAAAAACCUCCUGAACAAUGAACGCUGAAGGAAUCCUAACAGCACAUGCUUGGCACAUGGGAGAAGUUAGCGUGAAAAACAAGGAGGAAAAUGAAACUACUGCUGCUCCUUUCACACCCACAUCAAAAAAAAGCUUUAUUAAGAACAUGCAGAAAUAGUCAGAUAGUUUCCAGCUGUGUUUCCUACUGCAGUGUCAGGAAGAUGACAAUUCCAGCAGUACUCCACUAUGACAUAUCUCAGAAUAGAAAACAUUACUGUCAGGCAUUUUUCCCUGAAGAAACACGCUCUAGGUAGCUCUGAUUGAAGGCCUAGACAGUUAUGUCCAAGUGGAUAACUUUUCUAGAGAGUAAUGGUUGUUUGUCCUGGACUUUGGUCCCGCUGAGUUUUCUGAUGGAUGCUCUUCCUGCUCCAGUGUUCCCCAGAAAUGUCUCACUAUGAAAGAGGGAAAACGUGGCAGCCAUUGUAAACACACACACACACACACACACACACACACACACACACCGCCUCCCUGCAUCUACACUUUCACAAUCACCGCCUCUCUGUGGGCGUUCCACAACGACACCUGUAAAUCUAAGAAGCACAAAGCACACACGAGCAAUACACCCACACAUCGUUCUCAGGGCCACCUGACACACACACACGUGUAUGCAAAUAGACUCACACAUGUAAUCGUAUAUGUAAAUAUUUUAGCAUUCACCAACAAUAACAGCCAAGCACAUUGAGACAGCGUGACAUUCUUUGCUCCGUGGUUUGUAUAUUACACAUAAGAUUGUACCGUGUGUAGUGAGAGUCACACAAGUGGUUAUAGGCCUUGUUUGUACUUUUAGGAUUUGAGCCAUGCAUAGCUGAAAAAACACAUCUUCCCCAUUUGUUAUCUUGGUGCUUUGUAACGGGCUGUCUGUAGCACUGUAUAUAAUGGAUUUUACUUUUGCUUCUUGGAAAAAUAGCAGUUAUCUAUGAACAACCCAAGCUUUGCUGACAGGAGAAAAGAGCUAGGAAGGAAAAGUUUUUUGGCACCAAACGCAGGAGCUUUGCGCGUUCAGAUGCUGCAAUAUGUUCAGUGGUUAAAGGGUUCUGAGUGCUUUCGUUGCCAGGGAAUGAAAGCUUUUUGGACUUUCUAUUUGGAGACUGUCAAACCCAGUUUCCCUAAGGCACCUCUUCAUCCCUCUGCCAGGUCAAAGGCCAGAGAGGGAAAGCGAAUGAUGCAGAGAUGCUGCUGGGAAAUGGGUUCUGGUUUGUUCCGCUGAAUGGGAUUUAUCCAGACACCAAAGACUCUGAAGCCUUUGUUGCACAAAUCUGAUCAUCCUUGCAGUCUCAGAAGUGAGAAAUCAUGUGGUAUGUGAUCUGAUAUUCACCGUCUAGACAGUUAUGAAAUAUCAGGUGAAAAAGACGAAUCAGAUCUCUUGUGUGUAAGUGAAGGAAAAGUGUGUCUUGCUCAUUCUUGCAGAGAGUUGGGUUUUAAGUCUGGGAAUCGGGCUAAAUUUGUCUGGAAGCAGAGGGAGAGGAGCUGCAGAAAGAGCCCAGAAAGACCAUCCGCGAGCUGCUCUGAACUCUGCAGAGCGGCAGAAAUAGAUCCGAGAUCAUGUUUCGACUGCUGAGGCAAAGCGAACCAGACUAACUGCUGAACACAUCAUUUUCUGUCUGCGUAUGUGUGUGUUUGUGUGUGUGCGCAUGUGUCGUGUGUAUGGAGGGGGAAUGUGUGUGUUUGUGUGUUCGUCUGGCAAGCACAUAAACAGGAGGGUAAUGGGAAGCUAUUUCACACCCAUAUGCACGCACACAUAAACACACACUCAACAUUGCAGCCACAUUGAGCAUGUUGUCACUGGUCAUGAUCCACUGAUUGUUUAAGUCCAAUAUCCUCCUGAUAAACGAUCGAAGCAUUUUGGUUGGGAAUGUACACUGUUGUUAUAGUGAUUGUAGAGUAGAAUGUAUUUACUCAUAGAAAGAGUAAACUUGCUUUUUUGUAGAGAAGCAUAUAUACAGAAUAUAUAUGGAUACAUACAUAUAUAUACAUCUAUAUAUCUUUUGAACUACUUGUGUGUGAGAGUUGUUUUGGGCGCAUCCACCCUUAGGAUUCAUAUUUCCCCCCCCCCUUUUGAAAUUUAAUUUAUAUGUUUUGACAAAAGUAGCGUCUUAAGAGUGAUGAGUGUUUACUUUUUCCUGUAAAUAUGAUUUUUUUAUUUUAUUUUUGACAAAAAGGGGAUUAAAAGAAACUGUUUUACGAUGCUGCCUACGAAACUAUGAAGUGAUAUCUGUCCACAGAAUUUGUUUUGAUUCAGGAAAUUAUCAAAGUGAAAUUUUUGUGAAAUGUGACAAUAACAGGGUGAGAGUUUCACAGGUUACGCUCAACAGAGGCCAAUGAAAAUGAAUGAGGGGGGUCAUUUGAACUCACUGUAUUGAUCGUUUUGAUUAGUAGCAAAAUUCACAGCAGUGAUGAUCUGUGGUUGUCACUGUUUUUGACAUAAUCUAUGCUUGACGGACUGAAAAUAAAUCUGAGAAAGUGCUGAAUCUCUAUAUGUCAGUA